Molecule: messenger RNA, 1137 nt
Organism: Colletotrichum karsti
Lineage: Eukaryota; Fungi; Ascomycota; Sordariomycetes; Glomerellales; Glomerellaceae
Exons: 3
Coding region: 1-1137 (378 amino acids)
Biological process (GO): transmembrane transport
Cellular component (GO): fungal-type vacuole membrane
Molecular function (GO): transmembrane transporter activity
Source: RefSeq, a predicted model, not a curated record
AUGGGCCUCUUGAACACCUUAGCUGUACUUCAAGCGUGGGUCGCAGAACAUGAGCUUCAUGGGCUACCAGAGUCAACAAUCGGCUGGAUCUUCAGUACUUACGGGUUCUUCUUGUACUUUUGCGGCGCACAAGUCGGCCCCGUUUUCGAUGCUCACGAUGUGAGAUUUCUUGUGGUACCCGGGUGUGUUGGCAUAGUCGCAGCAGUCAUGCUGAUGAGCCUUUGCAGCGAGUUCUACCAAUUCUUUUUGACAUUCGGCGUACUUGGUGGAGUUUCAGCUUCACUCCUCUUCAACCCAAGCAUCGCAGCCAUCGGGCAUUGGUUUUCGGAGCGACGCGCCCUCGCCACAGGCAUCGCCUGCACGGCUGGAGGAGUCGGCGGCGUUGUGUUCCCGCUGAUCAUUCUUUACCUUGCCCCUCGAAUCGGGUUUCCCUGGGCCCUGAGGACGGUCGGCUUCAUGUGCAUUGCCGCGUCUGUCCUCGCAUGCGUGCUUCUCAAAAAGAGACUACCACACAACAAGAGAGCCGGAGCAGCAAUCGACAUUAGGGCAUUGAAGGAUCCCAAGUUUGCUCUGACGACGCUGGCCGUUUUUCUCGUCGAGUUUGCGGUCUUCAUUCCAUAUACCUACAUCUGCUCGUAUGCGAUCCAUGAGGGUAUCGGCUUGCAGAAAUCGUUACUCCUCAGCGCCUUGCUCAACGCCGGCGCCAUCCCAGGCCGAGCAUUCCCCGGGUACGUGGCGGACCGCUUCGGCCCAUUCAAUGUCAUGUGCGUCACAUCAUUCGUGUGCGCAACUUUCAUCUUUGCUCUGUGGAUGACGGCUCAGGGCGUGGAGGCUCCAACGACCGCCUUCGCUGUCCUUUUCGGAUUCUGGUCAGGCGCGGCUAUAAGUUUGACGCCCGUCUGCAUCGGAAGGGUUUGCAAGACGGAAGACUAUGGGAAGAGAAGCGGGACCGCGUUCUGUAUUGCCAGUAUUGCCGCUCUAGUUGGCAUCCCGUUCGCAGGCGCCAUUCUGCAAUGGUGCGAUGGCGAGUACUACGGGGUGAUAAUCUUCGCGGGCGGCCUGUAUGUAUUGUCGCUUCUAGCUUUUGUUGUCGCGAGAGGUGUCGCUGGUGGUUGGGGCCUGACUGUUAUCUUCUGA